UCGCUGAGGGAAAGCCUGCAAUCUUCUUCGAAGGUGUUCCGACAUGCGCCCUGGUAUUUGUGUCAGCUUCCUCUUCAUCCUGCUGCUUGGUAAAGUUCAGCAUGGCACCUCUGUGCAGGAGCUCAAAACCAGCCAGGGCAACAUUGGAAAGAUCAACUCUGCAGCUGAAAUGAUGCAGUGCUCGGCAGUCAUGGAUAUCCUCUUUCUCGUGGAUGGCUCCUACAGCAUAGGGAAGGGCAGCUUUGAACGGUCCAAACACUACGCAUUCAAGUUGUGUCAAGCGCUAGACAUUGGGCCAGACAAGGUGCGAGUAGGUUUGGUUCAGUUUAGCUCCAGUCUUCGGCUCGAGUUUUCCUUGGACUCUUACUCCACCAAACAGGAGCUGAAGAAACACAUAAAAAAGGUUUCCUACAGGGGAGGCAGCACCCAGACAGGCCUGGCUCUGAAAUUUAUCCUGAGGAAGGGUUUUCCAGGGGGCCGUAACUCCUCCAGUGUCCCUCGCAUCGCCAUCCUCCUGUCGGAUGGGAAGUCUCAGGGCAAAGUGGUCCAAGCAGCCGCACAGCUAAAAGAGAGUGGUGUGGUCUUGUUUGCUAUCGGCUUGCGAUACCCAAAGUGGGAGGAACUUCACUCUCUUGCCAGUGAACCAACUGAAAGUCAUGUCUUCUUUGCCGAGCACUUCCAGGAUGCCAUCAAUGGUCUGUACACGACACUGAGCACUUUCCUGGUCUGCAAUGCAACACCUGCAGGCUGUAUGAUGGAAUCAUUCCCUUGUGAGAGGAAAACAUUAGAGACCGUGAAGGAGCUGCAAGGGAAUUUCAUGUGCUGGAAAAGCUCGAAGGGUUAUUCCCCAUACGCAUCUCUCUGUCCUUACUACAGGUACAGGAAGGUUUUCAAGAGACACCCCUCAGUCUGUCAUAGAACUAUUUGUCCAGAUCCCUGCGACUCUCAGCCCUGUCUGAAUGGUGGAACGUGUGUGUCAGAAGGUCCAGAGGGUUACAGCUGUGUGUGCUCACCUGGCUACGGAGGAGACCCUCACUGCGCUCCUGCGUUAUCGUUGGACUGUUCUGUGGAUUUACUCUUCCUGCUAGAGGGCUCUGCUGCGCUCACGUUAGAAGGCUUCCUGCGCCUCAAGUCUUUCUUAAAGCGCUUCUUGCAGAUGGUCAUUGGGUAUGACAGCCCCAGUAAAGUCGGCCUGGCUGUGUUUGGUGGAGAGACUCGAGUAGAGGCCCAGGUUGGUACGUUGAAAGGAGACCUGAGGGCACUUCUUAAGGCUGUGGAUUCACUUCAACCUCCCGGUGGUCAAACCCUGACAGGCAAGGCACUCCGCCACGUGACCCACCAUGGCUUUGUAAGCCAGCCGGUCUUUGCUGACGUCUCAGAUGACCUUCCUCGCGUUGUGGUGUUGCUCACUUCCACUCCUGCUGCAGAUAAUGUGAUCGAGGCCUCUAAAUAUGCACGAGAUAGAGAGACCUUCCUGAUCGGGGUGGGACCCGAUGGCUUCAAGGGGAAACUGAAUAAUAUAACAGGAAAUCCUCAUAGGACUCUCACAUAUUCAUCACCUGAUAGGCUUAUUGAGAAGAUACCUGAGCUGAAGGCCAAGAUCUGCAGCGUGGAUACACAAGGAUGUCUGGGUCAGGCAGUGGACCUGGUGAUUGCCCUGGAUGCCUCAGCUGGUGUAGGCCGUGAGAACUUUGCCACCCUGCAGGACUUCGUGCGCAGCCUCACCGUGCAGUUUGAUGUCAACCGCGACUUGGCUCAGGUAGCCCUCAUCGCCUACAGCCGGAGGCCUUACACCGUGUUCAGCUUGGACACCCACGAGUCCGGCUCUGCCAUCCUCAGCGCGGUAGGUCAGGCCAGCUACAUGGGAGGGGUGGCAUCCACAGGGUCAGCUCUGCUCCACAUCUACUCCAGCGUCCUGACUGUGGCUAACGGCGCGCGGCCGGGAGUCAACAAGGCCGUGGUGGUGGUGACGGACGGCUCAAACGGGGACGAUGCUGUGGUGCCGGCUCAAAAGCUAAGAGACAAAGGCGUUUCUGUUUUUGUGGUUGGUAUCGGAGACAUUCAGAGGGAGAGACUGAUGAAGAUCGCAGGUUCGGAGGACCGCAUGGUCUCUGUGCCGUCUUACGAGGACCUCAAGUACUUUGAAGAUGUGCUGGUGCAGAUGCUGUGCUCAGAGGUGAAGAAGCCUGUAAACCUGUGCAAGCCCAACCCAUGCAUGCACGAUGGGAUCUGCAUUCUGUCACCAGGGAGCUUCCAGUGUCGGUGCAAAGGCUAUGAAGGACCGCACUGCGAACAAAGAAGUAGUAAUACUCCAUCUAGAGGGGAUGUUCCGAGACCUUCAGGUCUGAGGAAGAAGAGCAGACAAAGGAAGAGCCACCAGGAGCUUCUGCGUCACUAUAAACUACACCGUCGGAGGCAUGCUGCCUGACACGCACACAUGAACAGAGUUAAUACACAAACAUAAAUGAAAUAUGGACAUUACUGAAG
Nematolebias whitei (Rio pearlfish) is the source of this 2487-nucleotide messenger RNA. It is a transcript of the gene vwa2, whose product is annotated as von Willebrand factor A domain containing 2. Gene Ontology annotation, molecular function: calcium ion binding. Bases 44 to 2428 code for a protein of 794 amino acids. The record is from RefSeq and is a predicted model, not a curated record. NCBI's taxonomy places the organism in Eukaryota, Metazoa, Chordata, Actinopteri, Cyprinodontiformes, Rivulidae. The transcript is spliced from 14 exons.